Molecule: messenger RNA, 4715 nt
Organism: Cyclopterus lumpus (lumpfish)
Lineage: Eukaryota; Metazoa; Chordata; Actinopteri; Perciformes; Cyclopteridae
Gene: hip1rb
Product: huntingtin interacting protein 1 related b
Exons: 32
Coding region: 439-3639 (1066 amino acids)
Biological process (GO): endocytosis; clathrin coat assembly; actin filament organization
Cellular component (GO): actin cortical patch; clathrin-coated vesicle
Molecular function (GO): phosphatidylinositol-3,5-bisphosphate binding; clathrin-cargo adaptor activity; phosphatidylinositol-3,4-bisphosphate binding
Source: RefSeq, a predicted model, not a curated record
CAAUAUCGGGAUUAUUGGAGAAUCACGAGAGAAGAAAAACAUUAUAAUCCUCAUGUGUUUGGAUCUCAUAGAGGUGACGUCACUGCAGCAGGAUGAGAAAGACGGCCAGAUGAGCAUGCCUCGUCAGAAAAUAACCGAAAAACAAUAGCACGAUAUAGAAAGUAAAAUGCUGAUUCAAAACACUUAUCCGCGAUGAUUUGGGCGGUAGUCGAUAUGAUGAUGGUUUCCUCCACCUUGGGGGCGGAUCUAUCGACGUAAUAGACUCGCUGCUCUUCCUCCUUCAGUCGAUGCAGCACUGAAGCCGCAGCUUGGAGAUGUCCCAGACACCAUGGAGUAAAGAUAAAAGAAGACGCCGCUGACAUUUACCUCGAGCCUGCACGUAUUUUGUGUAUAACAUUUUGGUUUUCUCGCUGAAACCUUCAUUGUCACAACGAGAGGAUGAACAGCAUGAGGCACGUGAAAACCCGACGAACGGAGGCCAAUCUCGGAGCGGAGAGGGAGCAUUUUGACAAGCAGCAGCUGAGCAGUAUCAGCAAGGCCAUCAACUCCACUGAGAUGCCUGUGAAGGAGAAACAUGCACGACGAAUCAUCCUGGGGACUCACAGGGAGAAGGGAGCCUACACCUUCUGGUCCUACGCUCUGGGCUUCCCUCUGGCCAGCAGCUCCAUCCUCAGCUGGAAGUUCUGCCAUGUGCUGCACAAAGUCCUGCGGGAUGGACACCGCAAUGUUUUACAAGACUGCAUGAGGCAUCACAGCUCUCUUGUUGAAAUUGGGAAACUAUGGAGCAACCUCCAUGACAAAUAUGGACAGUUGGUGGUUGUGUAUACCAAGCUGCUCUGCACAAAAAUGGAGUUUCAUGUGAAGCAUUCAGAAAUCCCUCCGAACCUGGAAGCCACCGAUGAAGUCCUAGAGCGCACUGCAGGAAGCGACAUUAAUAAUGUGUUCCAGCUCACAGUGGAGGUGUUUGAUUACUUGGAUGCAGAGCUGAGACUGGCUGAGACAGUGAUCCGACAGCUCAACACAUCCAUCGCCAUCUCCACUCUUUCGUCAGGCCAGUGUCGGCUUUCUCCACUCAUUCAAGUUAUCCAGGACUGUAGUCACCUCUACCACUUCACCGUCAAGCUGCUAUUCAAGCUGCAUGCCUGUCUCCCCGCUGACACUUUACAAGGACACCGUGAUCGUUUCCAUGACCAGUUCCACAGCCUUAAGACCUUCUUCAAUAAAACCAGAGACAUGCUGUACUUUAAGAGGCUGAUUCAGAUCCCCAAGCUGCCUGAUUCCCCACCUAACUUCCUGCAUGCAGCCUCACUAGCUAAGCACGUAAAGCCAGUGGUGGUCAUCCCCGAUGAGUACGAACCAGAGCAACAAGAGGACGACGACGAUGAUCCCGAGCCGCUCAUCGAGGUCAGCGCCUUCUCAACAUCCAGCAUACAGGCACAGGCACCGCAAUUGGACAUAUUUGAUAAGACGUUUGGACCUCCAAAUGGAGGAUUCGAUGACCGGGAUCUCCAGAUUGAGAGCCUCAAGCAGGACCUGGAGUUGUUGAGAGCAGAGCUGGAGAAGGUCAAAGCAGAGGCUCAGCGUUACAUCACACAGCUGAAGUCCCAAAUCAACAGUUUGGAGGCAGAACUGGAAGAUCAGCGUGCACAGAAGCAACAUGCUCUUGUGGAAAAUGAACAACUGCGCAUGGAGCUGGAGGCUACGCGUCGCCGAAACGCAGAACAUGAGAGCACACAGUCCGUCUUCAUUGAAGCAGAAAAUAGAGCACAGGCCACUGAGCAGCGCUACAAUAAGCUGAGGGAGAAGCACACAGAGCUGGUGUCCAGCCAUGCCGAACUACUUCGGAAGAGUGCAGACACUGUGAAGAUGCUAUCAGCAACCCAGCAGACCCAGGAAGAGGUAGAGAGGACCAAACAGCAGCUGUCGUUUGAGGUUGAUCGAAUAAAACAGGAAGCUGAAAUGAAGCUGGAAGAGCAGAAGUUUGAAAUGGAGAAGCUGAAGAGGGAGCUGGAGGAGAAGAUGGCAGAAGUGAUGCGCGUCAAGGGGACUCUGCAGACCAGCGAGAUGACGUCGGAGCAAAUGAACAGCUCAGUGACGGCUCUGCAGGCGGAGAAGGAUCGUCUGAUGCGAUCUGCGUCUGAGAAGGAGGCGGAGCUGUCGUCUCUGCGGCAGGCGGCGCAGGCGCAGCAGUCGUCACUUCAGCAGGAGCGAGAGAGGAACAGCAGGGAGCUGGGAGACCUGCAGGGGAAACUGCAGGAGAAGACGAAUCUGGGGGAGCAACUUAAUCGGAAGCUUCUGGAGGAGCAGUUUGCUCUGCUGCAGGGUACCGUCACAGAGGCUGAGAACAUCAUCCAAGAUGCUGUUGCCAAACUGGAGGACCCCCUUCAUAUACGCUGCACCAGCUCUCCAGAUUACCUCAUAAGUCGGGCGGAGGCCGCGCUGGGCUCCGUUGACAAAGUGAAAAAGGGUCAUGCAGAUUAUCUGAGUAACAUGGGGGAUGCUGGAGGACUGCUGAGGGCUUUGACCCAAUUCUCCCACUUGACUGCGGAUACAAUCAUUAAUGGCAGCGCCACUGCACACACGGCCCCCCCAGACCAUGCAGAUCGACUGACUGAGAACUGCAGAGGCUGCGCCACUCAGAGUCUGCAGUUCUUCAAGGACCUGAAGUCCAAGACCACCCUCCAAAGGGCAGACCCGGCCUCCAUUCGAGUGAUUAUUCAAAAGAUCCUUAACUUGGGCCAGGAGCUGCGACCAAAAGGCAUGGAUGUUCGUCAGGAUGAGCUAGGAGAUCUGGUCGAUAAAGAAAUGGCUGCAACAUCAGCAGCUAUUGAGGAGGCUGUCCGCAGGAUUGAUGAAAUGAUGGACCAGGCACGAAAGGACACAUCGGGAAUAAAACUGGAGGUCAAUGAAAGAAUCCUCAACAGCUGCACAGACCUGAUGAAGGCCAUCCGCAUGCUGAUUAUAUCAUCUACAGACUUGCAGAAGGAGAUUGUCGAGGGUGGGAGGGGUGCAGCAACCAUGAAGGAGUUCUACGCCAGAAACUCUCGCUGGACUGAGGGGCUAAUCUCUGCCGCCAAGGCUGUGGGAUGGGGAGCCACAGAGAUGGUGGAGUCUGCUGAUAAGGUGGUGCUGCACACAGGAAAAUAUGAAGAGUUGAUUGUCUGCUCCCACGAGAUUGCUGCCAGCACAGCACAGCUGGUUGCUGCCUCAAAGGUUAAGGCAGAACGCAACAGUAAGAGGCUCUCAGUUCUCCAGCAGGCCUCUCGCCAUGUGAAUGAAAUGGCAGCUAAUGUGGUGGCCUCAACAAGGACGGGCCAGGAGCACCUGGAGGACAAAGAAACCAUGGACUUCUCUGGGUUGUCCGUCAUCAAGUUGAGAAAAGAAGAAAUGGAGUCACAGGUGAAGGUGCUGGAAUUAGAAAGUCAUUUGGGGAAAGAGCGUAUGCGUUUGGGCGAGCUGAGGAAGAAGCAUUAUGAGUUGGCCGGAAUUCCUUCAGAGCAGAUUUCUGAGGGGAACGGUGAGACCUCUUUGCUGGACCAUCCUGUCACCAUGUCACCAAAACCCAGCAAGCCUGUUCUCCUCAAGAAACCUGCGUUGUCCCAGAAACCCAACAUGCCACCCAAAACCACGUUUAAGUAAUGCCUGAGCAGAAGAGGACAAUUCUCCACAAAUGGAUGGUCGGUUUGACCAGAUUCACCAUGUUGUGACCAUACGGUUCCUUAAGUUGCUUGCUGACAAUCCUGUGCCUCAUUCUGCAGCUUACUGUUUUCCUUUUCUUUCUUUUUUUUUUUUUUUUUUUGUUGCCAAAAUGGACCCGAAGCCUGCUUUUGGACCCUUGAUGCCUGUUAGGAUUAUGCUGUCUUUACUUAACCCCUUUUUUAAAAAGACACAUGCACAUGCUUAUCCAGGCAGAACCCUUUUGAUCUUAGUAUUUGGCAUCAAGAAUUUAAAAAAAAGGUCAAUAUUAUACUUUUAGGCUGUGUGAAAAUAUUUUUGCAUCACAACAACAUUUUAUAUGAUAGUACUAAUGCUGCUUUUAGAAUAGAAACCUUGAUAAUAACUAUAAAUCGAUGGCAUAUAUUGUAGUUUUUAUGUUAUCAUGCAUUGGACAACCUUUUUUGCACACAAUGUUUAAUCACAGAGCGUAUCACAUGUUGUGGUGGGAGGUAAUGGAAACCUGCGAUUCACUUCAUGUGUGCAUGUUGCUGCAACAGUUUUACAUACAUCUGGCUUUGCCUUCAUGAUUGACAGUUUUCCUUUUUAUGUGCAAAACAGCUUUCUUUCUCAGCGGGAACAAAAUUGUCUGAGGCCUUGGAAUGUACUCUACUAAUGCAUUAAAUCAUACCUGUAAAGACAUACAGUCUGUUUAGGACUGUGCCACUCGCACUAAGUAUAAUUUAUAUUCUCCUGGAUAUUUGUGUGACAAAUAUCGGAUGUCGGUGUCUUUAAUUGUCAAAUUCUUCUUUUGGGCUGACUGAAGAUUUAGGGUUAGCUAUUCUACAUUAUAUGAAGGUUCCAGAUCAAGCUUUCUUUUCCCCUGGGAGCCUUUCAUACAGGGUCUUAAAAUGCCUUUUUUAUGUUCUUUCCUUUCUUCUGUACGAAAUAUCUUUAUACACUCGGAUCUAUAAUAUAUUUUAGUAAAGAUAAUAGUGGUUUCACCUUGUAAGAAGUGUAAAUGUCAAACAGAUGAAUAAUAAAUGUUUAAUUUAGUGUCC